AUGCAUUGGACAAAGUUAUUUCAUCCGAGGACUCAUGCAAAAAAUUCUAGCGGGGAAGAAGGGGAAAAGGUUGAAACUGCUUCCGGAGAAACUAAUGAUCUGGUAGAUCAAGUGGGAAAACUUGAUCGUGUAAUAGGAAGAGACGAAGAGGUUAGGGAAGUGAUUAGCAUUUUAUCUGGAAAAACCAAGAAGAACCCUCUUCUCAUUGGAGAACCUGGUGUGGUUAAAUUGGAUGUUGUCAAAGGAUUAGCUCAGAUGAUUUUCAGAGGUGAUGUCCCGAUAAAUCUUCAUAAUGUACAAGUAAGAUGGUUGGAUAUUGUGCACACAAAGGACAAACUGAAAGCGGUGUUGAAAGAGGUGCGAGAGGCCCAAGGGAAAGUCAUAUUGUUCGUUGAUAACAUCCGCCUUGCUCUUGGAUCUGAAUGGUCAAUGGAUGCAACAGAUCUCCUUCAACAUAUGAUUGCCACAGGCCAGUUAUGGUGCAUUGGUGGCACGACUUUAGAGGGUUACAAGAAAUUAUGUCUUGAAAAGGAUGCUGCUGUUAACAAGUAUUUCCAUCAGGUUUUGGUUACUGAACUUAGCGUUCCUGACACCAUGAGUAUUCUCUGCAGGCUUAAAGAGAGAUACGAUGGUGUUGGAAUUCUUGAUUGUGCUUUGGUUGUAGCUGUGCAACUUUCGAGCCGAUACAUAACUGGUAGAUGUCUGCCUAAUAAGGCAAUCAAUCUGGUUGAUGAAGCUUGUGUGAAUAUGAUAGCACAACUUGAUGAAAUACAUAAUCUCAAAAGAAAGUUAACUCAGUUAGAGACUGAUUUUCAAUCUUUGAAAAAGGAGAAAGACAAAGCAACCGUAGCUUGCCUUGUUGAGGUAAAGAAAAAGCUUGAUGAUUUGAAGGAUAAAGUUGUGUUCAAGAAUAAGAAGAAGAAGAAAGACACAAGAGACGAGAUCCGUAGGCUAGAAGCAGAAAGAAAUAAUUUAGCAAGGGCUAUUGAUUUGAAACUUGCGUUUAUAAAAGGUGAUGAUGAAAACGUAACAACAGUAGGAUCUUAUGAGAUUGCUGAGGUGGUCAGUCGAUAUAUCGGCAUACCUGUGACGAAACUCCUCAGAACCAAAAUCUUUUAA
Molecule: messenger RNA, 1119 nt
Organism: Lactuca sativa (garden lettuce)
Lineage: Eukaryota; Viridiplantae; Streptophyta; Magnoliopsida; Asterales; Asteraceae
Product: chaperone protein ClpB1
Biological process (GO): cellular response to heat
Cellular component (GO): cytoplasm
Molecular function (GO): ATP hydrolysis activity
Source: RefSeq, a predicted model, not a curated record